UUUUCAAACUUUGUGACUGCUAAUAAUUCGAAGCUCUAGAAAAAUUGGUCAACAAAUUCAUUAAAUAGCAUUAUUAAUUGUGACUAAUUGUGCCGAAGAGGAACUGUGGCUGUAUAUUAAGUGUAUUUUGUGUUUUCAGUUGUUUGUAGCGCGUCUGGAUAUUUUUAUUAAUAGAUGGUAAAAGCUUGGAUGUUUAUCGAAGAAAAUGGUAAAAGUGGAGAAAGGGUCUGGUCUGGGCAGGCUGAAGGGCUCGGGUGACGGCGAGCUGGUGCCUUCCAAAUGUGGUUCCACCCAGAAGAUGGCUGCAAACGUGAAGGUCGUGGUGAGAGUGCGGCCGAUGAACGAGAGGGAGCGGGAACGUAACAGCCGCACUGUGGUCGACGUUGUCGAUGAUAAAAUGCUGGUGUUCGAUCCAAAAGAGGAAGACCGACCGUUUUUCUACAAGGGCGUCCAACAACCGACUAAAGGUUACUUGAAGCGGGGAAACAAGGAGCUGAACUUUGUUUUUGACCAUGUUUGCGGACAGGAAGCGUCGAAUAACGAUGUCUUUGAGACUGCCACUAAGGAUAUGCUGUCUGCCUUGAUGGAGGGGUACAACUGUUCUGUGUUUGUGUAUGGGGCAACCGGCGCAGGAAAGACAUUCACUAUGAUUGGCAAUAAAGAGCACCCCGGCAUCACAUACUUGACUAUGGAGCAUCUCUUCAGUAUGAUAAAUGAAUUUGAGAAGGAUAGAGAGUUUGACAUUUGUGUUUCGUAUAUUGAGGUAUACAACGAAAAUGUGUAUGAUCUGAUCAAGCCAUCGAAAACACCGCUACAACUCCGAGAAGACAACAAGUAUGGAGUAAUGGUUGCUGGUCUUACGUUGAAUAACAUCAAGACAGCCCGUGAGCUGCUCAAUAUGCUGGAGAAUGGCAACAAGAAUCGUACCCAGCAUCCUACUGAUGCUAAUGCGGAGAGUUCUAGAAGCCAUGCUGUAUUUCAGGUAUACCUAAAAAUGAGUUACAAGACGAGCAGCCAGGUCCGCAUAGUGAAGUUGUCGAUGAUCGACCUGGCGGGCAGUGAACGGGCCUCAGCCACCGGCUGCGUAGGCGAGCGGUUCAAGGAGGGAGCCAACAUCAAUCGCAGCUUGCUCUCUCUUGCCAACUGCAUCAACAGACUAGCUGAUGGCAGCAGCUAUAUACCUUACAGAGAUUCGAAGCUCACUCGCCUCCUCAAAGACUCUCUGGGCGGCAACUGCAAAACAGUCAUGAUUGCCAACGUGUCACCCUCGCACAUCAGUUACGAAGACACGUACAACACUCUCAAAUACGCGGCAAGAGCCAACAAGAUCCAACUGAGUAUUAAGAAGAACAUAGUCGACGGCGACAUGAGACUCAGUCAGUACGUGAAGAUUAAUGAAGAACUGAAGAAACGCGUCAAGGAGCUGGAAGCGAAGUUGCUGCAGCCCCAGAAAGAUGUAGACAGCAAGCCAGUGUCUACAAAACUGACUGAGGAUCUGAAGAAGAAGGUGAAGGAAUUGGAAACCAAAUUGACACUGUCCUAUAUUAAAAUUGAGAAAGAGAACAACAAGAUGGAAGACAUGAAGAAGAAGAUACAGGAGCUGCAAGCUAAGCUGUCAUUGUCUAGUCUCAGGGACACCACAAAGGAGAAAGGAUGGCGCGAGCGCAUUCUCGCGGAGGAAGAGAGCCACAGCUUGCUAGAACAGGAGCUGCUCACCCUGCAGAGCAGGCGGCGCGUGCUGGCGCUGCGGCACCGGCUGCGCUCGCGCGCCUUCACGCACGUCGCGGAGCUGGCGCACCGCUCCUCCACUGAGGCCAUGGAGCAGAUGUGCAACGAAGACAUACCGCGUCAGGAGCGCGCUGCUGACAGCUAUAAGAAACAAUCCCUGAAACUCGACGCCAAAAUCCUGGGCGCGUGGACCAAAUGGGAAGUCAGUCGCAAGAAGCUCUACAGCCUCUUCAACAGCGCCCUGGCGGACUGCCCCGACAUGAUCGACUUCAUAGAGAAAAUCAAGAUGCAGAGCACAAUACGGCAGCUGGAAGCCAGUGACGAUUUAAGACAUAAGCUGUUGACCAUAGAAAACGAGGAAAUAAACGCUUUCACAGAAUAUAUGAGUGACAUGCCCAAUAUGCUGAAGAAGUUGUACUUGACGCUCAAAGGAUACGACAGAGCGACGCCUGCCAUGACGGCAGAAUAUCUGGAAAUCAUGAAGAAAGCCAAAUCUGCCAAAGGUAUCUCGUGGUCGGACGACGAUUGCUCCAAUACUGACACUCAGUUCAAAGCCAUAUGCACUCUCAACUUAGAAAAGCCAGUUUCUCAAGAAUAUCUGUCAGGUAAAAGGGAUGUAAACUCAACUUUAGAUAUGAUGACGGACAGCGAGGAUUUGACAGACUUAGAGAAUAUAGAACCAAUAAGAUUAUCAGCAAAGAAGCGUAAAGGUACUCCGAUAAAGUUGAUGAACAACGAAACGAUUAUUAUUAAUGAUUCGUUAGAGAGUCUCGAUACUACGAGAACGAUGAACUCUGCUAAGAAAGUGAAGAGGGAGUUUGAUGCUUCGUUCGAUGUGGAGAACUGCGGGUUGUUGCAACCUAAGGAUCUGAACUCUACGUUUGACAUGGCGGGUAAGAUGGAGGCCUUGAAGAAACAGUUCAAGACGGAUGCCAAGCCUCCUGCCAACCUCCCCGUGAAGAGAGAACUUGUGGACAGGACAAACACUAUGCAGAGAAGCGUCAAUUUUAAUAGUGCCCGGGUAGUGAAGCCGGUAGUGGGCAAGGCGCUGCCGCAGCGGCGGCCGGCCACGGCGGCGCGCGCCGGUUUCGGAUCCAGCCUGUCCAGAGACGGCACUCCCCUCACCAGGAAUGUACAAGUGGGUUUCAAAGCUGUACGUGCGCGAGAGAGGAUGCAGACGCACCCAUAUUCAAGACCUACGCCGCUUGCGCAGAGGAAAUGACGUAAAUCUCGUAACUAGCGACACUACGUCAUGACGUAAAGGUGCUGAUGGCGUCACCAGACCGUGCUGUAUAUAAUGAAGAAAGAAGAUUAGUGUAGAUAUUAUGUAUUGGAAAUCGGGGUUCUCAAUAAAACAUCCCGCGAUGUUGAGGUUUCAUUGGGUUUUAUAUAAGCUGGUACUAUUAUUGUUACAUUCUCAUCUUGCCUCUUAGCUUUAGCUAAUUCUUCUAGGUAAUAAAUCUAGGAAUGGUUAGAGCACGCGUUCUUUUGUUUUAUGUCCUAUGCCUUUUUGUUUUUUUUUCUUUUAUGUUUUCUUAAUUCAAAUACCUUUGAAUGUACUGCAUCGGAAUAUUUAUGUUCUAAUUUUGAAUUUCUUAUUUAGAUCUAAAUAAAAAGUGCAAAUAUCAGAGGGGUUAAAAACGCCACAUCGAAGUAAUUCAUCUAAAAAAGCAAUAUCGCAUAUAAAAGCAUUUGCGCAUAUAAAAGUAAGUGCCGUAAUGCACACAAAUGCCAAAUAUUUCUUUAGUAAUAUUUCUUUUUUAGAUGAAUUGCUUUGAUGUGGCCUUUUUAACCCCCAUCUGGUUCAAUGACAAAGUUGUGAUUCUGAAAAUUAGUCUCCAAUCAAUGCGGGGCUAAUGGACCACUAGCUGUUACCCGCAACUUCGUUCGCGUGAAACCCUACUAUUAAGACUAUAGAAGUUUCAUACAAACUUUACCACCCCUUUUUUGCCCUCAGAAUCCCGUUUUAGUGACGUUUACGUCUUAAAAGGAAACCCUUUGCAAGAGACUCUUAGCACUUCUACGUAGUUUAUGAGAUUUCGAUUCAGUUAGUGACUUUUCGCUUUUAUAUAUAUUAUUAUAGAUUUUAUUAAGCACUAGAGCGUUUGCUUUAACCUGCUUUGUUUUAUAAGAUUGUACAUGGUAUAAGGAUAUAAACGAUACGAAUGCUAUCUACGUCGAUGGACGUCUUCGAUAUAAUUCGCACCGCGCUCGACGCGGUUGCCGUGCAGAGCCUACUGGUAUGCUCAAUCGUACGACAAGCCGCCAUUGCUAGCCUUUUGAUGACGUAAGUGUUACCACUGUGUUACCAUUAAAUUGGUAUCUCCAACAUUCCAAGGACGUAAAUUUAUUGAAAAUCAAUCGAAUUACUGACUAAUGAAUGUAAUUACUAUUACUUGUCACUUAUAUAAAAAUCAUAAAAACUUUAAGUAAAUCUUUUACUAAAAAAAUCCUUGUAAAGUAAAUAUAAAAACAUUGGUCGUAAGUAAUUUAUUUUUUACAAAAUGGCAAACGCAGGGUAGGGUGACGUCAGCUGGGAUAACCUUGAAAUAUUAGCUGUCACUUUUGAGCAUACCUGAUUUUCUUAUACCAUGCGAUUAUAAAAGAAAUCAACCAUAAAUCGUCCAAAUGUCCACCAUUAACGAGACCUGUUUAUUGAAAUAGGCAAAUAAAUUUUUCACUGCGGUUUUGGUGUUUAUUACUCGUUCGAUAUUCAGUGACCUAUUUUGGUAAACCCUCCAUACAACUUUUGCCAAUCUCUUUUUCUAGAUCAACACACAAAAUGAACAAGUAUGUACAUCUGAUCAGUGCCCUGUUUAUCAAAACUUACAAGCCCUGUAUUACAAGAAAUUUCCUUGUAAAAAAAAUGUCAUUAUUACAAGAAUGUGUUUAUCAAAACUACACAUGUAACUUGCAUGUUACAAGUGUCAAUAUUUAUUUUACAGGUAUAAUUUACAAUCGCUCUACUUUUUUGAUAAUUUACACGUACUCGUGAGUAACUUGUAGCUUGUGAACGUGUAGACUUGUAAGUUUUCAUAAACACAGCACUGGUCCACAUGAUUUCUCUUUAAAUCGAGCCCUGGAGUUUGAAAGUCGCUUAUGAAACGAUGCUCCAUACAUCGUUUAUUUUACGUGUAGAUUCCUCGAUACCCAAGCUAGACGAUAUUUGGAAAAUUCAUUCAUUUGAGAAGUGCCUUUGAGCGUGUAUGGCGAAACGCUUUGAUACGCGAAAGCGUAUGAAAUGUGGUAUUUUGCGAUACAGUUUGCUUUCUAUGUGCUUAGUUAUUUUGUAUUAUCCGUAAACCCAUGGAUUCAUACAAAGUUCUUUGUUUAAACUCAAAUGUAACUCAGUUAAUGAAUAAAAAUGUAUACAGGAUGCUUGUGACACUGUAACGAAAGCUGGGGGAUGAUUCAGACUAUUCUGAGUUGAUAUCAAUUGGAAUUUCCUGUCGAAAUAUUGUGAAAAUAUUUUCAGUCCCGUAUUGUAUUUCAAAAGAAACAUGGUAGUAUAUCGCCUGUUCGCGUGGUUCUAUUUACAUAGAGGCGCAGCAAAGUCUCAAAAUCUUAAUUAAAUAUUUUCGACUAUAAAAACACUACCACCGUUUUUAGUACAAUCAAGUAGACUAUCUAUUUUUUUCUUCGUUACGGUGUCACUAACGCACUGUGUUAUUACUACACAAUUUUUUGUAAGAGGGAUUUUAAAUGAUCACCUGUGCUUUAGGGAAACACGAAGAGAAAAUGAAAUCGAAAAAAAAUCAAAUUGUCAAGCCGGGACGAGCGUGUUAACCUUUACACCACCGGCUUAAUGACAAUAUAUAUAUAAUUAAAGCACAUAAUAACGGGUUCUUACCGCGUUUAAAUAGGGAUAUGAGACUCCCGAUAUUUCGUGUGCGUCAAGCUAGCGGCCUCAAAAAAAAUGGGCACGAAAAAAUAAUUUGACCAUACCAAAAAUUAGUACUCUUACUGAAAAAAAUAGUGCCUGUUGUAAAAAAAAUAGCCGCCAAAAUCGCCAAAUUUCGCUCACCGUCAAGCUAGCAAGUGCAAUAAAACAUGGCUAUAAAUCCAGAACCGUGAUGGUACUAAUUUUUUUACAACAGGUACUAUUUUUUUCAAUAAGAGUACUAAUUUUUGGUAUGGUCAAAUUAUUUUUUCGUGCCCAUUUUUUUUUUAUUUCGAUUUCAUUUUCUCUUUUAGGGUGGUAUUAAUAAACCAAUCUCAGCUUCGAGACUGCUCUCAAGAUCAUGUCAUUGUGACAAUUCUCAUAUAAAAACAGAGACUUGAGCCUUGAGGGCAGUCUCAGCGGAGAUUCGUUUAUUAAUACCACCCUUAAAGUGAUUUUAGAAGCAAAAGCAGACAAGGUUUUGUUUAAGAAUUAUGUAAUUCUGAUAUUAGUAAUACGUUUUUUUAUGUAAAUGUACGAAUGAUUUCCUAGCUUUAAUAUUUUGUAACCGUUUUCGUGUGAUUAAGAAGAAUGUAUCUAUUUAUUAAUAUAAACGACGAAGAUUUAAAGUUUACAGGUUUAUUGUUUUGAUAACGAAGUGUAAUAAUUGUUAAAUGUACUUUAGGAUAUUUUUGAUAAAUAGUUGUAUAACUUUUUUGACGAUUAGUAUUGAUAACACAUCUAGUGUAUUAUUAUUACCAGUAAUUUUAGAAUAUAACAGCUUUUUAACCGCAGUUCAUAUGCAGCUAACCAUAAAAUAGUUUCUGUCAAACUACCUAACUACAAUUAUGUGCUAAUUCCUGUAAAUACCAUCUAAUUUUAUUUUAGGUUAUAUCUGUCAUUUUCUUAUCCGCCGAAAAGGAAAGGGACGGGUAAUCGACAAGCAUAAAAUUUAUGGAACACACGUCAAUUUUAAGCACAAAUCUAAAACAACCGUCUAAAAAUUCGCCCGGGUUAUUCAUUUAUUUACUCAUUCUUCCUAAAAUUAAGAGCUGUCAAUCAUCCGUCCCUUUCCUUUUCGGCGGAUAAGAAAAUGACAGGUAUAACUUAAAGUAAAAUUAAGAGAUGUCUGCAGGAAUCGGGGCCAUUGUCCAUCUUAUUCUGAUAUUUAUUUCUGAUAAUUUACAUUGUUUUAUCGCUAAUAAGGUGUUUAUGGUAAUGAAUGAUAGACGAACAUGUCAUAAGCUCACGACUAUAUCCCAAUUGGGGUAGUCAGAAGUACAUCCAUCGCAAGAUGAACUAAGUACCCACACCUCACCAAGCUUUGUAUUAGACCAACGAGAUAGGUGGUGAGCCAUAUCGCCGUCAUGUCAUAUGGUAGACGGGGAAUAUUGCUCCCCGCGCUUUAUCACGCUCUAACACUUGGUGGUUCUGAGUGACAGAAAAGGAUAGAUGCAUAUGAAAGUGCGAUGCGGCGCGGCCAGAAUAAUAAGGACCUUGGUACACGCUACUACUAGGCCAUCCGCAAUUUUUUCAAGAUGUCGCACUACAAUGGAAAUAUACAAGUUGUUGGCGACAUCGUAACGUAAACUGAGGGGGAUGAUUCAGACCAUGAUUCUGAGUUAAUAUCAAGUGGAAUUUCCCGUCGCAAAAUUACUGUUGUUUUUUAGUUUUUUUAAAUUAUACUUUUGCGAUGUAAAAUUCCACUUGAUAUUAACUUAGAAUCAUGGUCUGAAUCAUCCCUUAAAGUUUUCGUUACGAUGUCACUAACAUCCCGUAUUAUUAUUGUAGGUAUAUUGCUUAUAGAUGAGCCAAGAGAAAGAAAAAAACAGAAACCUAUUUUCAUUAGAAAUGAGAACAUUGAUAGUUUUUAACAUCAUUUCUGUGAAAUUGUGUGAGGUACUUUACAUAUUUAAGUCGCGAGAAACUCGAUGCGCGAACGAGGAACCUUACGCCGUCUGUCAAAUUUGACAACUCGCGCUUUGAAUUUUUCUCGCCCUGUUCGCGCAGUUAGCGUGCUAGGGUGCUAGGCCUGCUGAUGUAGUACAAAGGACUCACAGUUUAUACUUAUUCAUAGUAUUGUAUUGUAUUUUGUAGACGUAAUUGUAUUCUGAAUUUAAGGUUAAUAAAACGAAUGACUGAUGUAUUUAAUAGACUUUUAUAAAGAUUAUUUGUAACUUUUUACUGACUUAUGAUUGUGUGGAAGUUUGAUUAAAAAUAGUACAUAUUA
This is a messenger RNA of Pectinophora gossypiella (pink bollworm), 7838 nucleotides long. RefSeq names its product kinesin-like protein KIF18A (gene Klp67A). The transcript has 10 exons. Bases 206 to 2950 code for a protein of 914 amino acids. Gene Ontology annotation, molecular function: ATP binding; microtubule binding; microtubule motor activity. The record is from RefSeq and is a predicted model, not a curated record. NCBI's taxonomy places the organism in Eukaryota, Metazoa, Arthropoda, Insecta, Lepidoptera, Gelechiidae. Gene Ontology annotation, biological process: microtubule-based movement.